Candoia aspera is the source of this 1034-nucleotide messenger RNA. RefSeq names its product dynein axonemal assembly factor 6 (gene DNAAF6). The record is from RefSeq and is a predicted model, not a curated record. Gene Ontology annotation, molecular function: protein-folding chaperone binding; dynein intermediate chain binding. The coding region runs from base 1 to 666 and encodes 221 amino acids. Gene Ontology annotation, cellular component: cytoplasm. The transcript is spliced from 6 exons. NCBI's taxonomy places the organism in Eukaryota, Metazoa, Chordata, Lepidosauria, Squamata, Candoiidae. Gene Ontology annotation, biological process: axonemal dynein complex assembly; flagellated sperm motility.
AUGACGCCACAGGCCGCGCGCCGGAAAGGGAGGUCCCGGAAGCCCCCUCUGUUGCCCGGGGAACGCGGGACGCGGUGGACAGAGAGGGCCAUGGCGUCAGCUCCCCUCCCUGACGACUCGCUGCUGGCGCUGGCCGAGCUCCUCUGCUCCGCGCCGGGGGACGACGACGACGAUGCGGCGCAGGGCCCCGCGAGCUGCCGCGCGGGGCCGGGGACUAUCGGGCCCCCCAGGUCGGGCGGCGCCGCGGCUGCCCCACCGCCGACGCCUGUGGAAGGCAAGGCCAUCUGGACCGCCGAGGAGGUGCCCGAAGGGUCCGAGUGCGACGACUCCAGGGACCCCCGGGAGCAGCCUGAAUACGAGAUUCUGUUCAAGCAGCAAGUGGGGGCGGAGGACCUGUUCCUAGGCAUGAGCAGAAAGGACCCCUCAACCGCCUGCUGUGAGGACAUGCUGAUUAAGAUUAAACUGCCAGACACAAAAUCUUCAGACAUUUCCCUUGAUAUCCAGGAAAAGCUCCUUGAUUUUCGGAGUCCCCAGAAGAGGCUCCUCUUGCACCUACCUCAUCCAGUGGACAUCACCAGAGGGAAAGCCUGUUUUCUGUCUGAACAGGCCACACUGGAAGUCACUUUGAGGAUGAAGCGAGAAUUUGAUUUCAUCCAUUUUGCGUGAAGAGAAAGGAAUGGGCCCCUCAGAGGCCUAGUGGAGGUUUCCUAGUUAGGUAAUUGAGCAGGAGACCAACCAGCCACUGGUCCCAAAGAAGCCAUUGCAGUGCCCAGCAGGCUGGCGUGCGUGCACUGUGAGACCUUGGCAGUCUGGCUGUCCUAAUUCCCUCUUCCUGAAUUCUGACACUGGAAUUUUUCUGGCAAGCCUCCAGCUUCUCUGCUUUCCUUAAUUGUUGCUUCCCAUGGGAGUCCACCCCUCCAACAUCGGCAUCAGAGAUGCAAAGCAGGGUCAUAAUGGCUGAACUGCUGGCUGCUCUGGCUUUUGAGGAUCUGCUGUGCCAUUUAUCGAUAAUAAAAGUCUUGCCCUUUCCUGUC